Molecule: messenger RNA, 465 nt
Organism: Funneliformis geosporum
Lineage: Eukaryota; Fungi; Glomeromycota; Glomeromycetes; Glomerales; Glomeraceae
Source: the annotation of a GenBank genome assembly
AUGGAUUUUUACUGUGCAACUACAAUCGAGGAGUGGGCAUGCGUUAAACUGACAGACAUAUCAUGCGAGUUCAGUUAUACGCAAAAGAAAGGUUCAAGAGAUCCUCGACAAUUGGAAGCGCAAGCUGGGACUUUUGGUCUAACAAGGAUAGCUCUUAAUUCAAUAAUUCUUUUUCUCUAUAUUGUUAAAAAAGAUUAUGCACACGUUAAUGUUGAGAAUCUGCGAAUAAAGCAAGUAAACCAACUUGCAACCGGAGAUAUCGCAAUAUUGAAGGAGCUACAACACUGGCAAAAAGGUGUGAUCAUUGACAUGAAAAAUGGCUUUCAUACGAAUGAUGAAGACGUGAAAUCAAUUCCAUUGAGUCCUUCACAAGAUUACUAUAUAAAAGAUCCAGAAUUUUUUGACAAACUUGUAGAUGAUCUUAUAUUGGAGGCGAAGAAGAACCUAUACCAUGUUCAAGUCUGA